UACUUUGUUAUUCUUGUUUUGAUUUUCUUCAUGUUUAAUAGCUAUUUUUUUCUUUAAUUAUAGAUAACUAUUAUAGUAUUGUUUUUUAUAUGUCCACGACAAACCAAAUUACAUUGGUCAUAAGCAAUGGAGAGAACUUUAAAGGAUAAUAUUGACAAUUCUUCAAGUCGACAAAGUAAUGGAUCAUCACAAUCUCGCAUUUCUCGUAAAAACCAACUACAAUUGGAAUCUAAAUACAAGCUGAUGAAUGACGAGAUACGACGACUAAAAGAAUCUGGAAUAAAUUCAAAGGAAGUGACAGAGAAAUCAAAAUUACUUAAAAAGAAACUAAAGCUAGCCAAUGAACUCUCAAAGACCGCUUUUGAUUCCGGAUCUCAAAGAUGUAUUGAAUAUGAUGCUGAAUACUUUUUUAAUGGAUCUGAAGUUAAUCAUCUUGUUGUUAAAUCACUUCAAGUUGACAGUCAAGCCUUUGAUCCUUUGUUUUUUGCUGAAAAACUAAGGACUUAUAUUGCACCAGAUACAAGAAUAAGAGAUGAUACAAUUGACGAAAAUGAACUUAAAAUUGAAGACUUUGUUGAUCUUGGAAAGAAAUGUGCUUAUUUAACCAACUCUGCGCCAAUACUCAAUUAUUUAUAUGGAUCAUUUGACCCAGGUGAAGUUAUUAUACCAACUAAACAAAGACGAGUUGGUAUCCAAGGAGUACUUGCUGCUAAAGAAUCAAAAAUUUCUGAUGACCAAUAUGCUGCCUUUAUUGAACCACAAGAUCCAGAAGAAAUUGCAAAAUGCCAAGAAAAAAAGAGAAAGAGUAAAAGUAGAAAUAAUAAUGAACAUAGUGAUUCAGAAGAAAAUUCAGAAGAUGAAGAUGCAGAUGAAGAUGAAGAAGACGAAGAAUCAUCAUCUAGUCAUCAAAGUAUUUUAUCUUUCUGCAUGAAUGAUUGGAAAGCUUGGACUAUCAAUUGA
Messenger RNA from Tetranychus urticae (two-spotted spider mite), 960 nucleotides. NCBI's taxonomy places the organism in Eukaryota, Metazoa, Arthropoda, Arachnida, Trombidiformes, Tetranychidae. The record is from RefSeq and is a predicted model, not a curated record.